Molecule: messenger RNA, 1830 nt
Organism: Parathielavia appendiculata
Lineage: Eukaryota; Fungi; Ascomycota; Sordariomycetes; Sordariales; Chaetomiaceae
Product: glycoside hydrolase family 20 protein
Exons: 2
Coding region: 1-1830 (609 amino acids)
Biological process (GO): glycosaminoglycan metabolic process; carbohydrate metabolic process
Cellular component (GO): membrane
Molecular function (GO): beta-N-acetylglucosaminidase activity
Source: RefSeq, a predicted model, not a curated record
AUGUAUCCACCACUAGUUUCUUGUCUCUCUCUCUCCCUAAUCGCCCUCCAACCUGUUGCCGCCAUCUGGCCGGCACCCCAGAGCUUCACCAACGGCAGCUCGGUCCUGUACCUGCACCAAAACAUUGAGGUCACAUAUAACGGCGCAUUCGUAUGCUGGUUUUCCCCUUCUGAGUCCCCUCAUCAUGUAUGCCUCGAGGAGGGAUUGAAUACUGAACAUUUUGUGUACCAACAGAUUCCGUACACGUACGGAUAUGUGCCCUACCAGUUGACCAGCAAGGAGGUCGUUCAGGCGGGCGUGUCCCGGGCGCUAGCCGGCAUCUUCAACAGCCAGUUCGUUCCCUGGAAGCUGCACAAGCCGAAUACCCAGUGGGAGCCCGACCUCUCGAAGGGCCAGAACUGGCUCAAGACGCUGCAAAUCACCCAGACGAGCGAGGACCAGCCAAGCACCUUCAAGCCCCUGGCCGGCGAGGUGGACGAGUCGUACAACCUCACGGUGAGCACCGAGGGCGACGUUAAGCUGGCGGCAGUCUCGUCCAUCGGCGUGCUCCGCGGCCUCGAGACCUUCACCCAGCUCUUCUACCAGCACUCGGCCGGCACCUUCUGGUACACGCCCUACGCGCCCGUCUCAAUCCAGGAUGCGCCCAAGUUCCAGCACCGCGGCGUCAUGCUGGACACGGCCCGCCACUUCUUCCCCGUAUCGGACAUUCUGCGGACCAUCGACGCCAUGGCAUGGAACAAGAUGAACCGGCUGCACGUGCACGUCACCGACUCGCAGUCGUGGCCGCUCGUGCUCCCGUCGAUGCCCGAGGUCUCGGAAAAGGGCGCCUAUCAUCCGAGCCAGACCUACUCCCCCGCCGACAUCGACAACAUUCAAAAGUACGGAGUUGCGCGCGGCGUUGAGGUCUACUUUGAGAUCGACAUGCCGGGCCACAUCGGCGUGGUGUCGCUCUCACACCCAGAGCUCAUCGUGGCCUACAACUUGCAGCCGUACUACUGGUGGUGCGCGCAGCCUCCCUGCGGGGCCUUCAAACUCAACAACACGGCGGUGGACGCGUUCCUCGAGAAACUGUUUGACGACCUGCUGCCGCGGCUGGCCCCCUAUACGGCCUACUUUCACACGGGCGGCGACGAGCUCAACAAGAACGACUCGAUGCUCGACGAGGGCAUCCGGUCCAACUCGUCCGAGGUGUUGCAGCCGCUGCUGCAAAAGUUCAUCGAUUUGCAGCACGCGCGCGUGAGGGAGGCCGGGCUGACGCCCAUCGUCUGGGAGGAAAUCCCGCUCGAGUGGAACGUCACCAUGGCUCCGGACACGGUCGUGCAGUCGUGGCUGGGAGGCAACUCGGUCAAGACGCUGACGGGCAAGGGCUUCAAGGUCAUUGACAGCAACUACAAUUUCUGGUACCUCGAUUGCGGCCGGGGCCAAUGGCUCAACUGGGCCAACGGCGCGGCCUUCCAGCUCGGCUACCCCUUCAACGACUGGUGCAACCCGGCCAAGAACUGGCGGCUCAUUUACUCGCACGAUCCGACGGCCAACCUGACGGCCAACGAGGCCGCACUCGUGCUCGGCGGCGAGGUGGCCGUCUGGAGCGAGACCAUCGACGCGGCCAACCUGGACACGCUGCUCUGGCCGCGGGCCAGCGCCGCGGGCGAGGUGCUCUGGUCCGGGCGGAUUGACUCCCAGACGGGGCAGAACAGGAGCCAGAUGGACGCCGCGCCGAGGCUGAACGAGUUCCGCGAGAGGAUGGUCCUGAGGGGCGUCAGGAGCUCGCCUGUCCAGAUGACGUUUUGUACCCAGGGAAGUCCCGAGGAGUGUGAAUACCCUGCGUGA